Benincasa hispida (wax gourd) is the source of this 474-nucleotide messenger RNA. The record is from RefSeq and is a predicted model, not a curated record. Lineage: Eukaryota; Viridiplantae; Streptophyta; Magnoliopsida; Cucurbitales; Cucurbitaceae.
AUGGUAAAGAGCAGUGCAUACACUGCUGGUGCUGGGUUUGGAAUCAUGGUAAAGAGCGGUGCAUGCACUACUGCUGCUGGGUGUGGAAGCACUGUAAAGAGUGGUGCAUGCACUGCUGUUGCUAGAGGCCCUACUGCUGGGUGUGGAAGCACGGUAAAAAGCGGUGCAUGCAUUGCUACUGCUGGGUUUGGAAGCACGGUAAAGAGCGGUGCAUGCAUUGCUGCUGCUGGGUGUGGAAGCACGGUAAAGAGCAGUGCAUGCACUACUGCUGUUGGGUGUGGAAGCACGAUAAUGAGCGAUGGAUGCACUACUACUGCUGGGUGUGGAAGUACCGUAAAGAGCGGUGUAUGUACUGCUACUGCAGGGUGCAGAAGCACGGUGAAGAGCGGUGGGUGCACUACUAAUAUUGGGUGCAAAGAUAUGGUGAAGAACGGUGGAUGCAAUGCUUGUGUUGGAUGUGAAAUUAUGGUCUAA